AGCCAGCCGCGCUCUUCAGAGCUGACUUGUGAAGGAGAAACAAUCAAUAGCUCCUCUAGGUGUAUGGCCCCGAGAAGGAUACAACCGCUGUCUGGGCCGAUAAAAUUGGAGGUAUCAUGGGACGAUCGCGCGAUUCUCAUGGGAAGCAGCAACGAUGUUGGUGGCGAUCGCGCUAUAGCUCAUUGCAGAGCCGACAGUCAAGAUUCGACUUUGAAUCGCUCACCGAAUGUCAGCUCCUGGUCAGGUGGAACCAUCGCUUGUGGCUUGCCUGCACGUUCAGACCGCUCAUGAGGAACUUUGGUGCAGAAGGCGAGGUGCAGACGCAGGUCACAGGGCUGAGGGCUGUGCAAGCCACAAUCUGCACGUGAAUCUGCGACCUAGUCAUCCGACCAUUAAAGCCGACAACCAGGCUAGCGUGGCAGCUGUGCCCAGGCACCUCGCCACACACAGCCACCGCGCCACAAGCAUAGCAAGAGUAUUGAGUUUUCUUUUUGCUCUGCAGGCAGUCUUCAAAUCCCGACUAAGUUCUGAAAUGGAGAGUCAAAAGAGCUCGACUUCAAGUGCAAGCAGUAUCCUGCGAGGGCACUGGCAGACCCGAGCGCUCAUCGUACAUUCACGCCACCUUCAGGGAUGAUCCAGAUUGUCCACCCUGAUCGCGGCUUAAAGAGAGCACAGUAUAUCCUUGCAGGCUUCCACGCAACACGUCAUGUUCAAUGUCCAGGACGCUGAAGAAUGGGUCGGCCUAGAAGAUGACGGCCGACAUCCAUGAGGAGACAUGCGACAUCCCGAGUCAUGCAGAGCUCCUCUACGGUCUUCCAUGUGCCAAACACGACUUGAUGGCAACCCAUUCUCACGCGUUGGGAUGCCUGCAAAACUGUAUGAUCAAAGCAGAUCAGAAUCGCUGUUCCCAACGCCACCACCGCCCUCAAUCAGAAACAACCCUGCAGCCAGAUGGCGCGCUUGCACAUCACGACCACAGGAGCACUCGGAGAAGCCGGUCAUGAGCUGGAUCAGUUGGUCCGAUGACACUGACCUCAGUCCGAACAAAACUGCUCUCAUCCAGUAGGAGCUUUAGACAACGACGUGACUGCAACAGAUGAGUAAAAAGGCACACAUCUGUGUUUGCACGUUGAAUUUGAUUGGAACCCGACUUGCUUUGGCCAGCAACCAUAUCCAUAUAUGUUGGGACCGCUCAACCAGGAUCAUGAUGGCGAAUAUUUAUGAUGCUUUGACUAUUCGCCAUCAUGAUCAUCUAGACUACGGGCCUCUGCUUUGAUCAUUACUGUGACAGGAGAAUCUAGACACCACAGCGGCACACGUGAACAGUUGAUUCUGCAUAACAAAGCCGCCACGGUGGAGUGUGGCGCUGACUUCGCUAUCAAGUCCGUGCAAAUCCUUUGCGUCUACUCCAUACACAGAGAGUGGCUAGAAAAUCAUCGUCGCUAACACAGUAGUUCAUAUGGUGGAACUUCCUUCCGAACAGCAGCCACCGGAGCUUCACUCCGACCGGGGGUUAGCUGACUUUUUCUACCAAAUCAACGUCCGGUCCCGGUUCUACUAAAAUGCCACCUCAAGUGGCGCGCAAAGGCCUUGAAUACUUGGUACGUGGUACGAGUCCUCCGUUCACCUCACCUAAUGUCAACCUGAGCGAGGCGAGGAUAAUCAUUCCUCCAUUGAGCUCAGCCUGAUUUUACCCCUGACGGCACCGAACCGCGGCUACUGGGCCGAUUCAGCCUUUGUGUUCGAUCUCAACA
Molecule: messenger RNA, 1754 nt
Organism: Exophiala xenobiotica
Lineage: Eukaryota; Fungi; Ascomycota; Eurotiomycetes; Chaetothyriales; Herpotrichiellaceae
Exons: 1
Coding region: 227-634 (135 amino acids)
Source: RefSeq, a predicted model, not a curated record